CACCCCAACCCUCCCCUGACACCCCAGCACACCCCAGGUCCCCCCAGGAAGCGAACGUUUGCUUGUAAGAACGUUUAAGAUGCAGAAACGUUUCAAAGUCUGACCACGUGUCUUGGGUUGAGUUGAUGGGCCAAAUUUUGUGUCCCUGAUUUCACGUCCCUAUUUUUUGUGUUUCUACCCAUUUCCACCCAUUUCCUGACCCCUUCCCUUCUUCCUUGACCCUUUCCAGUGCCGCGGGUAGUGAGAAAGAGGGGAAUGGGCGAACGAAUCAAGAGAAACAGUGAAUAAUAUUGAAUAAACUUGAUGGAAACAGAGAAAGAGGAACUGAUAUCGUGUGACACUAACCGCAAGAUUCAAGAGGAAGAGGAAGAGUAUAUGUGUGGUGUUGGUGGUGAUAUGCUGCCCCUCCUACUCACCACCACCACCACCACCACGCACCACCACCUGUAAGAGUCAGAAUGGAGUUGUCUCGCCCUCACCACCACCACCACCACCACCGUCGCAAGCCACCACCACCACCAUCACCGCUUCUGUCAUCACCACGUGUCUUCAUCACCACUCCUUCAUCACCACCACCACCACCACCACCUUCGAGGGUCUUCAGAAUGCAUCGAUGUCUUCAACUCCACCACCUCCACCUCCUCCUCCACCUCCUUCUCCUUCUCCUCGUCUUCGUUCAGAAAGGUGUGAGCGCGGGGCGGGUCACGCAGGGCCCCUCCUUCACGGUCGAGCCUCCGAGACACCUGCACUUUACGAAUUCCUCGGGCGCCGUGUUGGACUGCGUGGCGGAGGGCGUCCCGGCGCCAACCCUCACCUGGACCACGAAGGACGGCCGGCAGGUGGAGCAGGUGGAGGGACUGAGGGAGAUCGCGGUGAACGGCUCCCUCAUCUUCCCGCCGUUUCCUUCCCAGCGCUACGAGGAGCAGGUUCACGACCAGACCUACACCUGCCGGGCCUCCUCACCUGCUGGGACGCUCCUGGCCACGCCCACUCAGCUACGGGCAGUGGUGGUGGGUCACUACGAGGUCCAGGUGUACGACCAGGUGGUGAUGACGGGGAACACGGCCGUCCUCAGGUGCGCCGUGCCGCUCUUCGUGCAGGAUUACGUGACCGUGACCUCCUGGGUGCACGACGGUUCCUUCAACAUAUACCCAUCGAUGCACGGAGACGGGAAGUACCACAUGACCGCGGACGGUGAGCUUCACGUGCUGGAUGUUGGUCCGCCCGACGGCCUCUCCCGCUUCCAGUGUCGAACCCUGCACAAACUGACCAGGCGGACCCAGCUCUCGCACACACCUGCCCGGAUCAUUAUUACAGAGCCACAGGGAACCGUUCCACCGAAGAUCAGGGAGACUACGAGAAGGGUGGUGGCCGAGGAGGGAGCUCGCGUUACUCUCCCUUGCGUCGCCCAGGCCCACCCCCCGCCCACCUACACGUGGUACAAAGGCGCCACAGCCCUCACCGGCAGCAGCGGGGUGUGGACGGUGGGGGGGUCGCUGGUGCUGGGUCGCGUGGGGGUGGGGGACGCGGGGGAGUACUCCUGCGUGGUCAACAACACCGCUGGGCACACCAAAUACUCCGCCCACCUGCUGGUCACGCAUCCCCUAUCAGUACAGGUGACGCCGCGUGAGGUACAGGUGGAUGCGGGCGGGCGGCUGGAGCUCAGGUGUCACGUGUCAGGCACCCCCGUGGACUCCGUUACCUGGCUGAAGGACGGGAAUAUGCUCAGCCGCAGGUCCAAUGAUCGGGUCAGGAUACGGCCGCGCGAGUCCCUUCACCUGGCGCCCGUGGAUAUCUCCGACACCGGCAUAUACCAGUGUGUCGCCAUCUACGGCCGAGACUACGCCCACGCCCCCGCCUACGUCACGCUCGGGGCCGCCGCCCCUCAGCUGGUCUACCGGUUCAUCGAGCAGACCAUCAAGCCGGGUCCGUCCGUGAGCCUCAAGUGCAUAGCCACGGGGACGCCCACGCCGCACAUCACUUGGCAGCUAGACGGCUUCCCCAUACCGCAUUCCCACAGAUACGUCAAGGGGCAGUACGUCUCAGCUCACGGGGACGUCGUUAGCCACGUCAACAUCAGCUCGGUGCAUGUGACGGACGGUGGGAGCUACACGUGCGCGGCGGAGAACAGCGCGGGGAGGGUGCAGCACUCCGCCAGGCUCAACGUGUACGGCCCGCCCCACGUCAGGCCCAUGGGCGCGGUGUCGGCGGUGGCGGGGCAGACCUUCUCCGUCACCUGCCCCGCCUCCGGGUACCCGAUACACAAGAUUACGUGGAGCAAAGACGGCGUGCGGCUUCCAACCAGUCACCGGCAGCGGGUCCACGCCAACGGAACCCUGGUGGUGGAGCAAGUGACGAGGGACUCCGACAAGGGGGAAUACGCGUGCACGGCCAGCAAUAGAGCGGGCCGGCAGGACACGCAGAAGCUCAACGUCCGUGUCAUGGUGGCGCCGGUGCUGCAGCCUUUCCACUUCGAAGAGAACCUGCAGGCCGGGGACCGCGCGGGGGUGACGUGCCUGGUGACUAAAGGGGACCCGCCCGUCACCUUCACGUGGGAGAAAGAUGGGCGGCCGGUGGCGGAGGUGGGCGACGUGACCAUCAACGGCCUCAACCACUUCUCCAGCGCUCUCAUGAUCGGUCGGCUAUCCGCGCAGCACACCGGCCGUUACACCUGUCGGGCUGCUAACCACUGGGCGCAGGUGGAGCACUCCGCUGACCUCGCUGUGAAUGUGCCUCCCGCGUGGGUGGUGGAGCCAGCCAGCACCAACGUGGCCCUGGGCGGCUCCGUGGCCCUGCACUGCCUCGCCAAGGGCUUCCCCAACCCCGCCGUGGCCUGGAGCAAGGAGACAGUCUCGGGCGAGUUCGUGGGCGUGGCUACAGGGGAAGGGGGCGUGUCUGGCUGGGAGAACGGCACGCUGAUGGUGAGCCACGCGGAGAGGAGGCAUGAGGGGCGCUACCUCUGCGCGGCGAACAACGGGGUGGGGUCCGGGCUGUCCAAGGUGGUGGCGCUGAGUGUGAAUGAGCCCCCGUGGUUCAGCGUCCGUAGUCAGCGCCAGCAGGUGGUGGUGGGCGGGUCCGUCACGCUGAGCUGUGAGGCACACGGCGACGCGCCCCUCACCGUCACGUGGACCAGAGGCGGCGCUCCCCUGCCCACGCUGCCCAGGUACGGGGUGUCGGAGAGAGGCACAGACGGGGGCCAGGUGUCGGAGCUCACCCUGCGCGCCACCCACAUCACCGACACGGGCACCUACACUUGCACCGCCACCAACGACCACGGCUCACUCGCGUCCGACUUCGUGCUGCUCGUCCAAGACGUCCCCGGCCCCCCCUCUGGACUGGCGGUGGGUGAGGAGGGGUCCCGCCACCUGACCCUCUCCUGGAUGCCCCCGGAGGACUCCAACGCCCCCAUCACCGCCUACAUCAUCACCUUCGACGCACAGCACUCCCUCAUGGUGGGGGGGCCGCGUGAGGUGACAGUGGACGGCGACCAGAAGAGGGUGCGCCUGGAAAGUCUUCAGCCGGCCACGACCUACACGCUGGCGGUGGUGGCGGAGAACAGGGUGGGACGCAGCCAGCCCUCGCCGCCCCUCACGGCCGCCACGCACGAGGAGGCGCCCACUGGACACCCCCAGAACGUUGUAGUGGUGCCGGUCUCCUCAACGGCCCUGCAGGUGACUUGGGAGCCCCCGCCUGAGAACCUGACUCAUGGGACCAUCCUGGGUUACUACCUGGGGUUCAAGGACGACAGCGAGGGUGAGACAGGGGCGUACAACUUCACCACAGUGGGGGUGGACGGCGCAGGGGUGACCACAGCCUCCCUCUCCGGCCUGCGCCCCCACGCCAGCUACUCUGUGGUGCUUCAGGCCUUCAACUCCAGGGGUGCAGGACCAGGCUCGCCCCCCGCCCUCGCUACCACCAUGGAGGACAAGCCCAGCGCACCCCCCGGCCACGUGACCUGUGAGAGCGUGACCUCGACUACCCUGGAGGUCACCUGGUCACCCCCGCCCCCCCGCGCUCGCAACGGCCUCAUCACCACAUACAAACUGAGCUACGUCCACCACCCUCUCCAUGGGGGCGGCGACGGGGGCGGCAGCAUCAUGAGGAAGGGGCAGCGGGCCACCCUAGACACCCUGACGCCCUUCACCAACUAUAGUGUGAGCGUUGCGGCUUUCACCAAGGCAGGGCAAGGCGUCUCCUCCCCGGCGGUUAUGUGCACCACGGAUCAGGAUGUCCCCGAGGCCCCAGCACGUGUCAAGGCCGUGGUGUCAGGUCCCCGCGCGGCCGUUGUCUCCUGGGGUCGUCCGUCUCGCCCCCACGGCACCAUCACCCGCUACACCGUCCACUGGCAGCCGGCGGGUGGGCGCGGGGGACCCCACAGCCGCCGGGUGGAGCCGCAUCUCACCCACCUGUCCCUGCAUGACUUGUCCCACACCACGUACAAGGUCUGGGUGACAGCCUCCACCAAGAUGGGCGAGGGUCCCCCCAGCCCCGGCACCCUGGUCAAGCCCUCGCACACAGUGCCCGCUGGUGUCUGGUCAGUGGGCGGGAACCUGACGGCGGCGUGGAAGGAGGACGUGAGCUUGGCCUGCGGUGCCGUGGGAGUGCCGGAGCCCUCUCUCACCUGGACACACCUGCGCAAUGUGAUCUCCGACAAGCACGAGAGGUUCAAGAUCCAGCCGGACGGUACGCUCACCCUGGCGGACAUACAGCGCACCGACAGCGGCGAGUAUGUCUGCACCGCCACCAACAACCAUGGCGUAGAUACCGUCACAUACAACUUGACGGUGCUGGUUCCUCCGUCCGCGCCUUCCCUCCACGUGACGGAGACAACCGCCUCCUCCAUCCGGGUGCAGUGGAGCGUGGAGGACACGGGGGGGGCGCCACUCCAGGGGGCAACACUCCACUACCGGUCCGCGGGGGGGGAAUGGGUGACGCAGAAGGUGGGGGGGGAGCACCGGUCCUACACGGCAACUGGACUUCGCUGCGGAACACUCCACCACUUCUAUCUCACCGGCCACAACUAUAUUGGCACAAGCUCUGCAUCACGAACGGAGGCGGCUCGUACGAAAGGUCGGCCCCCGGAGGCGCCCCCACAGUUCCAGUUCGUGACCACCAACAGCUCCCAGGCGACCCUAUACCUGGCGCAGUGGGGCGAUGGCGGCUGCCCCAUCACCCACUUCAGCGUUCAGUACAGGAAGGCUGAUUCGCGACACUGGACGACAGUGGGUAGUGAGGUGUCGCCUGCUCGGACAUACGCCGUGGGUGGGCUUGAGCCGGGCGUGAGAUACGAGCUCCGGGUGACCGCCCACAACGCAGCGGGGGCCACGCCUGAGCGCUACACCCUCAUCACACCCGGACUGGGCCUGGCGGGCAUGGGUGUGGGUACCGGAGGGAUGGGGUGGGGCGGCACUCCCUCGGCCGCCCCCGUCUGGCGCGACCCUCGAGUGCUGGUGCCGGCCGCUGUCUCUGCCCUGGCCCUGCUGCUCACCGUCACCACCGUUUGUGUUUGCAUCAGAAAGCGUCCCCAGAGUAGUGGUGGGGGUGGGCCAGAGGGGGGCGGCGGGGACAACCUGACAGGGGGCGACGAGGAUAAAUCAGCCCUUCAAGCGCGAGAGGAACAGCAGCAGCAGCAGGGGGGCCAGUACACCACCGUCCGCCGCCCCGCCCCCACGCCCCCCCAGCACCACCACCACCCCCACCCCCACCACCCCCAACACCACCCUGGCGACACCACCGGGGACUACAGCGAGGAGGAACUUUACCCUUAUGCCACUGCCACGUUUCAACUAAGCGGCGGCAGCCCUCCUCCCCCUGCCCCGCCCUCCCCACCCAGUCACGCCCAUCACCCGCAGCCCACGCGCGCCCAGAAGGCUUUCACCGCCCUCGUCUACCAAGCCCCCUCACUCCAUGAUGUGGACUCGCCAAAUUUGAGUGAGAGGGAGAGGGACGUUGGCCGGGGCGGGGUGCGGGGCUUCACCUACGAGGCCAGCGAGACCGAGGACUACGGCAGCGUUCUCGGGGCUGCCGCGCCUGCCCCGCCCCCCGACCCCCGCUGCCCCCCCCACCACCGCCGCCCCCCCCGCCACCUCAGGACCAGUAGGACCCCCCGCUGUGCCCGCUUCCCCUAGAACACCACAACACCGCCAACACCACCACCACCACCACCACCUCCACCACCACAAGGCACCGCCACAGCAGCACACCCUCCGCCUGGCACGACACCAAAGGAGCCCGGCAGCCUCCCGACGCCUGAGCGAGGGCAGCGCCUCCACCCGCGACCUGCCCAGCGACGCGGAGUGUGACCUGCACUGGUGACCUGAGCCCCCGCCCCCCCUCCCCUCUGCCCUGCUGACCCUCCCUGACCCACCCUUGCCACCCUGCUGACCUGACCCCAGUUGACCCCUCCCUGACCACCCUUGACCUUUCCUCCAAUUUUUUACCUUUUUUGACCAACUGAUUCUUCCUUCUGACCUCCCAUGACCUCUUCUUAUGACCUAACACCCUCCUUGCUAACCCCCCUGACCCACCCUUGCCCCCUGCUGACCUGACCCCCAGUGACCUCUCCUCUGACCUCCUCCCUCCCUCCCUGACCUCCAACCCUUUAUCUCCCUCUCUCUGACCUCUCCUCCCAACCCCUUACCUCCAUGACCUCUCCUGUGACCUUUUGACCUCCUGACCUCUUUCAUGACCUCCAGAUCUUGUUUAAACCCCCAGCGCCCCCACCAUCUCCCCUUCCUCUGCCCCCCCCCCCC
Molecule: messenger RNA, 6752 nt
Organism: Eriocheir sinensis (Chinese mitten crab)
Lineage: Eukaryota; Metazoa; Arthropoda; Malacostraca; Decapoda; Varunidae
Product: cell adhesion molecule Dscam2-like
Exons: 36
Coding region: 459-6128 (1889 amino acids)
Biological process (GO): brain development; axon guidance; cell-cell adhesion
Cellular component (GO): plasma membrane; axon
Molecular function (GO): cell-cell adhesion mediator activity
Source: RefSeq, a predicted model, not a curated record